UGAACAUUAACAACUUCCUGUUCAAAGUCCUGUCCGUCAACUCAAGACACGAUACAAAGAGUGAAUUUGUUUCUACUUUUGAAAGCCUGUGAUAUAUGUGCUUUGAUUCAAACAUAAUAAUGGACUAACGUUAGCUAAUGUGCCACGUCAGGCUUUUUCGCGUGGAAAUAUUUUUUAGACGAGUCAGUAAUUGUGUGUGUGUGUGCAGAACGUCAUGCAUAAUUCAGUCGAGUCUCUCAUAAAUGUGUUAGAGUCAUACAGAGGAAGAGAUAAAGUGAUCAGGACUCUCUGCUAUGGAUCUCAACUGGUCGGUGGCAUUUUAGCCAGCAAGAACACUCAUUCUUCUUUGGGGAAAACUCUCAUGCUCUUCUCCGCUCAGCUGAGUCAGUGCAGAACCACACUGAGGCUCUUUGAUGACCUGUCCAUGCUGGCGUACUCCUCGAGCUAUGGGUUAGGAGCCACGGAGAGGGACUGUUUGGUUCGAUGGAUGUCCGUUCUGACUAACGUGGCGGAUCAGCUGUAUUACCCUUGCGAACAUGUCGCCUGGGCAGCAGAUGCAGAGCUCAUCAAAACCAAAUCUGACAAGUGGUGGGUGCUGAGCACGGUCCUCUGGGGUUCGUCCCUCUUUUUGAGUAUCCUCAGAUCCCUCAGACUCAUUCAGCUUCUGAAGAGGAAAGUGCGGAAGAGCCAGAGGUCCGACUCUGAAAGCAGGGAGGAAGUGUUUGCCAAUAAAGCUACACUCCGGAGACAGAUCAGAGCGGAAGUGUUCAGUAUCCUGAGCAGCCUGGCAGACCUCAGCAAUGCCAUUCAUUGGAUGCCGCCUGGAUUUCUGUGGGCUGGACGUUUUCCUCCUUGGCUGGUGGGACUGAUGGGAACAACCUCCUCUCUGAUUGGCAUUCUCCAGAUGAUCUGUAGUGUGCAAGAGCAUGACUGAUGCAUUGUCGUGUAGUUUUACAGUUACAGAUUAGUAACUAUGCUGAUUUUAGAUUGGAUAAUAACUUGCCUUUAAAUGACUGACUAUGAAUCAUCUCUGUCCUGGAGAUACGGCAUAAUAGCAAUUAUAUGUGUAAUUUAUACAGGAUAACUGACAAACCAGCAUUUUACUUACUUAGUUUGGUAAAUUUUACACUAAAAUGUAUGAACUGUAUAAAAAUGAAUGUCUGUGAAUAUGUAUAAAUCAUGCAGAUGCUUUUUACUCGAUGUAAAUAUGAUUUAAGUUUAACUGCAAAAUAAAUAAUUUUUACACGA
Triplophysa dalaica is the source of this 1248-nucleotide messenger RNA. RefSeq names its product peroxisomal biogenesis factor 11 gamma (gene pex11g). Gene Ontology annotation, cellular component: peroxisomal membrane. Lineage: Eukaryota; Metazoa; Chordata; Actinopteri; Cypriniformes; Nemacheilidae. Gene Ontology annotation, biological process: peroxisome fission. The transcript is spliced from 5 exons. The coding region runs from base 215 to 934 and encodes 239 amino acids. The record is from RefSeq and is a predicted model, not a curated record.